GCCAACCUACCUGUUUGUACUUGUUAGAGACAGAGACAGUGGGAUAAUGGCAGGGGUAUUAAUAGGGGUACGAGUAUUUUUGAUUGCUAUGGUGGUGUGUCUCCUGAUUUUGCUCCUUUGGAAACGGCGCCAAACUCACAAACGCUACCCUCCUGGGCCUCUUCGGCUUCCUGUCAUUGGAGGCCUGUGGCGGAUCGGAUUCAAACUCUCUGUCGAUAUUUUCAUUAAGAUAGCACAGAAAUAUGGAAAUAUUUAUACUUUGUGGAUGGGUCCCCAACCUGCAGUGGUGCUUUCUGGAUUCAAAGCAGUAAAAGAAGGGCUGGUAAAUCAUCCCGAUGAUUUCUCAGAGCGACCAGUGCCCAGUAGAACUAAAGCUGUAUUAAAAGGAAAGGGUAUUAUAUUGGCAAAUGGCCACACCUGGAAGCAGCAGAGGAAGUUUGGGCUGGUUACCCUGCGGAAGCUGGGACUGGGGAAGAAAGGAAUAGAGCAUCAAAUCGAAGAGGAGGCUUAUCAGCUCGUUGAGACUUUUUCACGGGCAAAGGGGCAGCCCAUCAACCCUUCGUUACCCAUCAGAAAUUCUGUCUCCAAUGUGAUCUGUGUUCUGGCUUUUGGACACCGCUUUUCCAUGGACGAUGAAGAAUUCCUGAAGUUGAAAGAAGCUGUUGAAUUUAUUUUAGAAUAUGGAGCUAGCUUAUUUAAUAUUUUGUAUGAAAUUAUCCCAGGGCUCACAAAAAUUAUCCCAGGACCUCACAAGAAGGCAAACUACUUCACAGUAUUUGUGCUUGAAUUUGCAAGGAAGGAGAUAGCAAAACACAAGGAGCAGCAGUCGCUGAUUGAGCCACGGGAUUUUACGGAUUACUAUCUAUUUCAGAUAGAAAAAAGCAAGAAUGACCCAGAUUCUACAUUCACUGAAGAGAACCUGGCGCAGUGCAUUUUUGACUUCUUUAUUGCUGGGACAGACACAACCACAACUACUCUGGAAUGGGCUGUGUCCCUCAUGGCAUUUUACCCAGACAUUCAAGAGAAAGUCCAGAAGGAGCUGGAAGACGUUUUCGGGUCUUCUCAUUCUAUUAGCUAUCAAGAGCGGAAGAAACUGCCCUACACCAAUGCUGUGAUUCAUGAGAUUCAGCGUACCCAAUAUGUCUUUUUAUUUGGGGUCCCCAGACAAAAUGUAAAGGACGUGGACAUACUUGGAUUUCACAUACCCAAGGGGACAUUUAUUAUUCCCGAUCUCCGCUCUGUUCUUCUUGAUCCAAAGCAAUGGGAGACACCUCAGAAGUUCAACCCAAACCACUUUUUAGACAAGGAUGGCAAGUUUGUGGCUAGAGAAGAAUUCCUUCCAUUUGGUGCAGGAACUCGUGUGUGUCUGGGAGAGCAGCUGGCAAGGAUUGAACUCUUUGUCUUCUUCACCAGUCUGCUGAGGACAUUCACCUUUCGGAUUCCAGAAGGAGAGAAAGAAAUCAGCCUAGAGCCUGUUAUAGGGUUCACAGUUCAUCCUCCUUCUCAAAAGCUCUGUGCGGUUCCCCGCUCUGGUGCUUCAUAAGCCACUAAAAUAAGACUGGUUGAUUCAUUAUUGUUGAUUUCUCAUUCAUUCUUUUUCUCUGGAGCUGACUCUGUGCUGUGACUUUGUUUGCCAGCUCUGGGUUAGGAGAUUCCUGGAGACUUGAGGGUGGAGCCUGGGGAAGGAGGAUUUUGGGGAGGGCCCUUCAAUUGCUGCAAAACGCUGACUGUUAUCAAGAGCAAGCAGGCGCAUGAGCAUCACCCCCAUUUUGCAGUCACUCCAUUGGCUACCUAUCAGUUAUCGUACUCAGUACAAGAUAUUGGCUAUCCCAUCCAAGGCUCUUCCUUGGUCCAGCAUACAUAUGGGACUGCCUCCAUCCCUAUGUUCUUCCACGGCAACUUUGCUCAUCUGAACAGGGUCUCCUGCAGGUGCCACGCUGCACAUGGGCAAAAUCUACAGCAGCCUGUACACGAGCUUUCUCUGUGGUGGCCCCUACCCUGUGGAAUGGCCUGAAAGAGGAGGUCAAGAGAGCCCCUAUUCUCCAAGCUUUCCACAAAUGAUACAAAACCAAAUGAUUCAAAAAGGCAUUUGUAUCGUAGGGAGGGGAUCUGUACUAUCUGUUGUUUUAAAUAUGUACUCCUAUGAGCUACUUGUGCUUCAUGUUGUCUAAUGUCAGCCCUAGAAUUGCUUAUGUUCUGUUUCAUCAUUUCUUCGACUCUGUAUUGGAUUUUUGCUAAUGCUAUGUCUUUGUAAACUUGUGUUUAUUUACCCUAUAGCAAUGUUUAUGGAAAUAUCCUUCCUUGAUGUUGACUGUAGUAAUCUCACAGUGUGGAAUCCGCCUUGAGUCUCAGUGAGAAAGGCGGACUAUAAAUGACAUCAAUAAAAUAAAUAAAAAUAAU
This is a messenger RNA of Eublepharis macularius, 2400 nucleotides long. Its product is annotated as cytochrome P450 2J2-like. The record is from RefSeq and is a predicted model, not a curated record. The coding region runs from base 47 to 1543 and encodes 498 amino acids. Gene Ontology annotation, biological process: xenobiotic metabolic process; arachidonate metabolic process. Gene Ontology annotation, molecular function: iron ion binding; oxidoreductase activity, acting on paired donors, with incorporation or reduction of molecular oxygen, reduced flavin or flavoprotein as one donor, and incorporation of one atom of oxygen; heme binding. The transcript is spliced from 9 exons. Gene Ontology annotation, cellular component: intracellular membrane-bounded organelle; cytoplasm. NCBI's taxonomy places the organism in Eukaryota, Metazoa, Chordata, Lepidosauria, Squamata, Eublepharidae.